AAACCACGUUGAAACUUUAGCCACUAUUAACAAAGCGCGCGUCAUCUGCAACCUCUUCCACGAACUACUUAGCGUUUUCCCGCCUUUUUUACAGCAACAACAGUUGGUUAAUUGUGUAAAAAAACAUUAUCAACACAUUUUUUGUUGUUUUAUUUACGAUGUCUUCCCCAGCCCCCCAUCGUACCCCUCGCGCAAACCGCGACGAUGAUGCGCCCACUCCUCGGGGACGCAGACCUGCCGGGGGUCAAACCCCUCGAGGUCACCGCACCCCAGCUCGUGAGGACCCUCCCCAAACCCCAUCUCGGACCCCCAGACGGAACCCAACUCCUGCCAAAAGCGACACCAUUGAUACCCCAAUGCGUUGGGGCGGAGCCCGACGUGAUUUGGACGCCGACGGCGGGGAAAUCCCCUCGUCUCCGGCUGGGGUCACAAGCCCACCGGUGGCAAUGAGCGAGAUUGAUUUAUCUUCGCCACUUAAUUACGGGACUCCUUGCUCUUUGGGGUCCAUCAGGACCCCCAGAUCGGGGAUUAGGGGGACCCCAAUUAGGAUGCGGCCCGAUGUGAGGACUGAUCGGAGGAUGAGACAAGUUAAUGUCGGAGGAGAGUUGGAUCCGGUUGCUGAGGGUGAUGAGGGCAGUACAGCCCCGCAUUUGGUCAUUUGGGGCACUAAUGUCUCAGUUGCUGAAUGUAAAGAGAAGUUCAAACAGUUUGUUUUGCGGUUUAUUGAUCCAAAUGCGGAAGAAGAUGAAAGAACUGAUGAUAUGAAUGUUAACGAACCCUUGUAUUUUCAAAAAUUGGACGAGAUAAACACCCUCGAAGAGCCGUUUUUGAACGUCAACUGUUCUCACAUUGAGACUUUUGACGCCAAUUUAUACCGCCAAUUGGUUUCGUAUCCUCAAGAAGUCAUUCCAAUUUUUGACAUGAUGAUCAACGAAAUGUUUUACGAGCGUUAUCCUGCUGCUGAAUUGGAGCACCAGAUUCAAGUCCGGCCCUUCAAUGCGGAAAAAACACGAAAUAUGAGGGCCCUGAACCCUGAAGAUAUUGAUCAGUUGAUCACAAUCACUGGCAUGGUCAUCCGUACAUCGAAUUUAAUGCCUGAGAUGAGAGAGGCAUUUUUCAAAUGUAUAGUUUGUAACUUUACAACGACUGUGGAAAUUGACAGGGGGCGCAUUACCGAACCCACUCUUUGCACCAGUUGUAACACCAAUCACUGCUUUACUUUGGUCCACAAUCGGUCGCAGUUCACCGACAAACAGAUGAUCAAAUUGCAGGAAUCCCCGGACGACAUGCCUGCGGGCCAAACCCCGCACACCGUCGUCCUCUUCGCCCACAACGACCUGGUGGACGCCGUCCAACCGGGCGACAGGGUCACCGUAACGGGGAUUUACCGAGCGCAACCCCUUCAAGUGAACCCCCGACAACGCAACCUUCGCGCGGUUUACAAAACACACAUUGACGUCCUCCACUUCCGUAAAAUCGACACGAAACGCUUAUACGAAGAGGAGGACGGCAAAGACCAUCGUUUUCCACCCGAACGGAUCGAAUUAUUACAACUCCUUUCAGAAAAAGAGGAUAUUUACGAACGGCUAGCUCACGCUUUAGCGCCGUCGAUUUACGAAAACGCCGACGUCAAAAAAGGGAUUCUCUUACAACUGUUUGGCGGAACGAAGAAAAAAUUUGUUACGUCAGGUCGUACGAAUUUUCGGUCCGAAAUCAAUAUUUUGCUGUGUGGAGAUCCGGGAACCUCCAAGUCACAACUUUUACAAUACGUUUAUAAUUUGGUUCCCCGAAGUCAGUACACUUCAGGGAAAGGCUCCUCAGCUGUUGGUUUAACAGCCUAUGUGACCAAAGACACCGAGACUAGACAGUUGGUUCUGCAAACGGGGGCCCUAGUUUUGGCCGACAACGGCAUCUGUUGUAUCGACGAGUUCGACAAAAUGAACGACUCGACUCGCAGUGUCUUGCACGAGGUGAUGGAACAACAGACUUUGAGCAUAGCCAAGGCUGGAAUAAUCUGCCAGUUAAACGCCCGGACUUCAAUUCUCGCGGCCGCAAACCCGUCCGAAUCUCAAUGGAACAAAAAUAAAACCAUAAUCGAAAACGUGCAACUACCACACACUCUUUUAUCGCGCUUUGACCUAAUUUUUCUGAUUUUGGACCCCCAAAGCGAGCUUUUCGACCGAAAAUUAGCCUCGCAUUUGGUCUCACUCUACCACAAGGCGCCGCAGCAAAACGAUGACGAGAUUCUGGACAUGUCGAUUCUUCGUGAUUAUUUGGCGUACGCCAAGGAGCAUAUUCACCCCAAACUGAGCGAGGAGGCUUCCCAGAGGCUCAUCCAGGCGUACGUUGAUAUGAGGAAAGUGGGUUCAGGUCGGGGGCAAAUUUCCGCGUACCCCCGACAGCUCGAAUCACUGAUUCGCCUGUCGGAAGCUCACGCCAAAGUCCGUUUCUCGCAAGUUGUGCAAGUCGAGGACGUGGAGGAGGCCUGGAGGCUACACCGCGAGGCGUUGAAGCAAUCAGCCACGGAUCCGUUGAGCGGGAAAAUUGAUGUGGGGAUUUUGACCACGGGGUUGAGCAACGCGGCCAGGAAAAGGCGGGUGGAGUUGGCUCAAGCUAUGAAGAAGUUGAUUGAAAGUAAAGGGAAGGUUCCCACAAUUAAUUACCAGAAACUGUUGGCGGAGAUGAGAGAAGGGUCCAGUGUUAUGGUGACCAGGGAACAGUUCGAGGACGCCUUGAAGGACUUGCAGGACGAAGGGAUGAUUGUCGUGAUGGGGAGGACGUCCAUCCGGGUGUGCAAAAACCGGGAUUAACGCCCAAUUUGUGUAUUUUUAUUAAUAAAGCUUCUUUUUGCAAAAA
Messenger RNA from Tribolium castaneum (red flour beetle), 2856 nucleotides. It is a transcript of the gene dpa, whose product is annotated as disc proliferation abnormal. Gene Ontology annotation, cellular component: nucleus; MCM complex. The record is from RefSeq and is a predicted model, not a curated record. The transcript has 9 exons. Gene Ontology annotation, molecular function: ATP binding; single-stranded DNA binding; single-stranded DNA helicase activity. Lineage: Eukaryota; Metazoa; Arthropoda; Insecta; Coleoptera; Tenebrionidae. The coding region runs from base 159 to 2810 and encodes 883 amino acids. Gene Ontology annotation, biological process: DNA strand elongation involved in DNA replication; mitotic DNA replication initiation; double-strand break repair via break-induced replication.